Saccharomyces cerevisiae S288C is the source of this 831-nucleotide messenger RNA. It is a transcript of the gene KRE9, whose product is annotated as Kre9p. The coding region runs from base 1 to 831 and encodes 276 amino acids. The transcript has a single exon. Lineage: Eukaryota; Fungi; Ascomycota; Saccharomycetes; Saccharomycetales; Saccharomycetaceae. The record is from RefSeq and is marked reviewed. Gene Ontology annotation, biological process: (1->6)-beta-D-glucan biosynthetic process; cell wall biogenesis.
AUGCGUUUACAAAGAAAUUCCAUCAUAUGUGCUUUGGUGUUUUUAGUCUCAUUUGUGCUGGGAGAUGUGAAUAUUGUUUCCCCCAGCUCCAAGGCAACAUUCAGUCCAAGUGGUGGUACUGUCUCUGUUCCCGUUGAAUGGAUGGAUAAUGGGGCAUAUCCCUCGUUAAGCAAGAUUUCAACUUUCACGUUCAGUCUUUGUACUGGUCCUAAUAACAACAUUGACUGUGUGGCCGUACUUGCCAGUAAAAUUACUCCAAGUGAGCUAACACAAGAUGAUAAAGUUUACUCUUACACAGCUGAGUUUGCUUCGACCUUAACUGGGAACGGUCAAUAUUACAUUCAAGUUUUUGCCCAGGUGGACGGUCAAGGUUACACUAUCCAUUAUACACCAAGAUUCCAGUUGACUUCCAUGGGCGGUGUUACGGCUUAUACAUAUAGUGCCACAACUGAACCUACUCCCCAGACUUCUAUUCAAACAACCACUACAAACAACGCCCAAGCCACUACUAUUGACAGUCGUUCAUUUACUGUUCCGUACACCAAGCAGACUGGUACGUCGCGUUUCGCUCCAAUGCAAAUGCAGCCAAAUACUAAAGUGACCGCUACCACAUGGACAAGGAAAUUUGCCACUAGUGCUGUGACAUAUUACUCUACCUUUGGGUCAUUGCCAGAGCAAGCAACUACGAUAACUCCUGGCUGGUCUUAUACGAUAUCAUCGGGAGUAAACUACGCUACUCCUGCAUCUAUGCCUUCAGAUAAUGGUGGUUGGUACAAACCAUCCAAGAGAUUGUCUUUGUCUGCAAGGAAAAUCAACAUGAGAAAAGUAUGA